AUGUUGGACGAACUGAAGAAAGCGAAAGUGAUUGAAGUGGUCAGUCGUGUCGGACUUAUAGUGCUCAACACCAUAGCCAUCGUGAGCGCCAUUGUCUACGGCCUCUCCUCACAGACCACCAAAACCAAUGAUAUAUCCUUCAGUUUAUCCAUACUUAUCACAUAUUUGGUGGCCAUUGUCUUAGUCGGCGCUUUUGGGGUAGGAGUGGCCGCCUAUCGACGCGACGGUAUGCCUUCAGAGCGGCACCACUUGAUGGCCACCCGGUAUGCGAUCAUAUGCUCUAUAAUGAUAGCCAUAGGUUUGGUGGGCCUAUUGUUUUGGUGGCCAUACAUGAGAACCGGUGACAUAGUGUUCGCCACAAUUAUGGUCACCAUUGGUCUGAUAUCGCAGCCCAUGGCCUACGCGUACGCCUAUGUGCUCAAGAAGUUGUCCAAACUUGGCCCGUGGGAGGACGACGGCCAGGCGCUGACCCCACCGAUGGGUUUCCUGUCGUACACCGGGUUUGACACCGACGAGAAUUGCGAGAAAUACCCGCACGACUGCGUCAACGAACAGCUAUACAAGGAUAUGGCCGACCGACUCGUGGCCGACGGCUUUUACGCUCUCGGCUACCGGUAUGUCAACAUCGAUGACCGCUGGAGUGAACUCAAGCGCGACCCACAGACCCGUCGAUUGCUGCCCAAUAAGAAGCGAUUUCCCGGCGGUAUUAAAGCGCUGGCCGACUAUAUGCACGCCAAGGGACUUAAGCUGGGCAUCUAUGGCGAUAUUGGUAACGCUACUUGCAGCAACACAUACCCUGGUCAAAACAACCACGAGCCGGGUGGCCACGACUAUUUUGAUGUGGAGCGGGUCUGCAAACGGCUCACCCCGCAGCUGAGCCAUAAAAUGUUAAUGGUAUGCGAGUGGCCAUUCUUCCAGUACGUGUUUGAUCCGCAUAUAGACCCGAACUAUGACGCGAUCGCUAAGACGUGUCACUGUUUCCGCAAUUACAAGGAUGUGAUGGACUCGUGGGCGUCGGUCGACGAGAUUAUCAAAUACUACGGCGAUUACAACGACCUCUUCAUCAAACAUAACGAUGAGCUAACAAUUGGCAACUCGGGCCUGUCGUGGCACCAGAGCCGCACCCAAAUGGCGAUGUGGUGCAUGUGGUCGUCACCACUGCUCAUGUCUACCGAUUUGCGCGCACUUAAGCCCGAAAUGAAGACCAUUCUCCAGAACAAGGCGCUGAUCGCCGUGAAUCAGGACAAACACGGUAUUAUGGCCAAGAAAGUGUAUGCCGACGGGGACACACAGGUGUGGGUAAAACCGGUGGAGCCCGUGAUGAAUGGCCAGUGGUCGUACGUGAUCACUUAUUUGAAUAGACACCCGAUGGGUCACCCGACUUAUAUGGCCCACAAAGUGUCUGAUAUGAUACCGACGGCCAAACCGGGCACCAAAUACGAGAUCCACGACCUGUUCAUCGAUGAGGGUAAAGAAGUGUUGGGCAGUAUUACCACGAGUGACACUUUGGAAUUGUUGGUGCAUCCGUCCGGUUCGGUUAGGGUUGUCAAGCUUUUGGUUCAAUGA
This is a messenger RNA of Medioppia subpectinata, 1566 nucleotides long. The record is from the annotation of a GenBank genome assembly. NCBI's taxonomy places the organism in Eukaryota, Metazoa, Arthropoda, Arachnida, Sarcoptiformes, Oppiidae.